AUGGAGAACGAUCCGCCUUCCGCUACCUCCUCGAGGCGGGGUCGUCUAAUGGGCAAGCUCUUCGCCAUGAAGGAGAAAGAUCGCAAGCCGACGGCUGAAGAGACGGGAAGCAGCAUCAACGACUUCCUCAAUGGCCCCUCCGACACUCUGCAGGUCGCCCAUGCGACGCCCGCCUCCGCCCUCCCGACCCUAACGAAGCUCGAUACCACAUCCGCUACUCGCUAUCCUCAAGCGCUAUCUGUCGCUAGUCACUCUCAGCAGAGCUUGAACCUCCCAUAUCACCCUGCGCGUAGCCCUGGACAUAACCCCGGCAUCCCACCACGGAGCCCGCGGCGCAACAACAGAAAGGGACUGACCGUUCGCUUUGUGGAUACCUACCCUGAAAUUAUUGGAGAGGGUGGUGAUGAGUCGGAGAUCCCAGCUAUUGAGGUAUCGAGACGCAAGAAGCAGCGCCCUCCUCCGUCUCCCAACCGCAGGCCCGUCGCUGCUGUCCACGACUCUCCUCCCAGAGCGCCUUCUGCGCCCAAAGAGGACCCAGACUUCAUGCCAGGCCGUUUACGACGGACGCAGACAGGGGAGGUCGCACCGGGCAAUGCUGUCCCGGCCCCUUACCUGGACACUCCAACCAGCGCAAAGGAUGAGAAUCGCAAGUCCUUCAUAGAGGUUCAACAGGCUGAGAUGCGCCAGGCUGAGGGCAGAGCAUUCGCUGAGGCCGCACGUUCCGCCAGCCAGCCUUCACACCCCGAGCGCGAGCAGCUUGGGAGCCAAGCACCUCUCAUACCUCAGGUGCAAGAGUCGCCAACAAAAUCUCCAGUUCCGCCUGCCAAGGUCCCCUUGCCACCGAGAUCCCCAGAAGACCAGAGAAGGCCCCCCGAUCAAAGUCCGUCUUCUGUCUAUUCAAGCAGCACCGACUUCAGCCAACCGGGCAAUGUCAGCUUCUCCCGCCAGCCUUCUCUUAGCUCUCAAUACAACAUGGCUCCUCCUUCUGCCACGAUCGCCUCCAGACAGGCCUCUUUCAACAUGCACGACGCGGUUCUGGCCGUUGGCGAUGACGCUCUCAACACGUUUGUUGCGCGCACUCGACACCUCAAUGAACUUUUCAGACUGCACGCUGAGACAAUGAAGCCGCUUUCAGCCUGUUCACAGAAUGAACUGGCGCGCGCUGCCCUGUGGUGGUUCUUAAAAGGCCGUAUGGCUUUGGAGGUUGCGGUGCGAGCACGACCCAGCAGCCCCAAGGGGCAGAUGCAGAAUGACAUGGACCGCCAGCAGGCUUACGCCAACCUUGCCAAGGGAUAUUGGCUUUCAGAAGAGGCCAUCCCUGAGCUUUUGGAGAACAAGCGACUCGCUCCAGACGCAGGCAUUAAUGAGAUCCGGUCAACACUCGUGAUGGCACUUAAGAAGUUGGCUGUCUCGAUGAAGCGAAACGGCUCCCUUCCGCCCGAGGAGGCGUUCCUGCCUCAGACCAUUGACAAAUCUAUCUGGGUUGAGUAUCCGAGACUCAGCAUCGACAUGAUCGCGCUUCUUACAGCUGAUUCGUCUGCGGCCAUGACGGGCGUGGUCCGCACUCCUUCACCUUUGGAGAUCUUGGAGACGCUGCCUCCGAGCGACACAGCUGAAAACUUCACGUUCGGCAGAAUCAACACUGACGUAUUUCUGAUGGAGCAAGGCAUGGACUCUCAGAGAUUCUACUUCCCCUGUCUGUUGACUAUGGUUCGACCCCAGAAACAGCCUAACCUUGUUUUUGUGAUUGCCAGCCAGCAUGGAGAAGUCAAUCUUCGGAUUCAGGGAAACAAGGCCAUGGGCCCAACCUGGGACGAUGUCCGUUGGCGCAACGAGACUUGUUCGCUUGAGGUCAAGCUGCCUCGCGGCUUCAUGAUUGUUGCGCAGUGCUCGCAGCAGGAUUACAGAAUGCUCUGGAGUAUGUACGACUUUGGUGCUAAGGUCCAGUCAACACUUUACCCCAGAGCAGAGGAGCAUUGCGUUUUCCGUUCUACGCUGCAUUCAUUUCAGUACUUCGAUUCAGACCCCCAAGCCAGGGCGUUUCCCAAGGAGCCCGUGCAAGGUUGCGACGUGGCGCUCUUCGAGAAGAUUCAUAAGGAGCAUGCUGCUGCCGGUCCUCGCGCAUACCACCGUGGAUUCAGAAUCGCCGUUGUGAGCGGCCCUCACACGAGAACCCUCAGCGGCAUCAACCACAGUUACUCGCCACAGAUGCCAAUUCCUUUUGGAUUCCUUAGAUCGGACGGAGGCGAGCCGGCCUUGUUGCUCAAGUACGACAACGGUCGGCAGAAGGUGACCAUGGCACUCUCGUUCGGCGAUGAAAGGGAGCGAUCCCAGUUCCACAGCAUGCUCGCGGGCACUUCUGUGCAAAAGCAUGAGACCAUCUACGCUGAUGUCCCUCUGCUUGGUUUUUCCAUUUCGACAGGUCUGCAAGGGGGCAAGUAUCUGCCAGGUGUUAGCCAGGUCCCCUGGACGUCCCUUCGGGUCAUCAAUGAAGACGCGGAUGAGGACUAUCCCCGCACGGUUUUGUCAGACAGGCUGCGGGUGGUUGUCGAAUCCAAGCAAGGCUCCCUUACUGAUCGAGUGAACCUUCAGCCUGGCGAAUUGAGAGUCAGGCUGGAGGUUCAAGACACAAAGUCUCUGGUAGUGAUGCGUCAGCCGCAGUUCGACAUGACUUCCAUGUUAGCGGAUGGAUCUAUUGACAAGGACGUCCCCAAGGCGAUGGCCGACAUGCUCCAGAUGCUGCAAACGACUCAAACCAUUCGCACCUACAGCUUCCCGACCCAGAGAGAUCUCCAUGCCUUUCAGGCCGCCUUCACGGGUUUUACCGUCAUCUUCGAUGGCCUUGCGGCGACCUUUGCCAUAUCUCGUCGGCGAAUGGUGGUCCCGAUUCACAAGAAAUGGGAGGCUGGAUUGACUCGAGUUCAGGUGGUGCAGCAGGGCUCCAUCAUACAGCUGCUUGCAUUCUUCCCCGAUUUCCACCAUGGGCAAUGUAUGAACUUUCAAUUGAAGGGCACAGAUGUUUAUGAGAUGUUUUCGCGGAGCAGCAAGGCAGGUGUCAAGUUUGUUGACGCCAAAUUCCCGCUGCCGCGGAUGCCUAACGGCAGCGACGGACUGUCAGACGACAUGGGAUUCAUCUGCUUGGACCUUCCGGAUCUGCCGGGAGAGCACGAUGACAUCUCGCUCCUCUUCGAGAACGAGGCGGAACGCGACCGUCUGUGCCAGUGUCUCCCAGCACCCGUCAAGGGGGCCUCCAGAUCGCUGAGAGGCAAAUAA
This is a messenger RNA of Colletotrichum spaethianum, 3273 nucleotides long. RefSeq lists its product as uncharacterized. Lineage: Eukaryota; Fungi; Ascomycota; Sordariomycetes; Glomerellales; Glomerellaceae. Bases 1 to 3273 code for a protein of 1090 amino acids. The record is from RefSeq and is a predicted model, not a curated record. The transcript has 3 exons.